This is a messenger RNA of Oryzias melastigma (Indian medaka), 3230 nucleotides long. RefSeq names its product BTB/POZ domain-containing protein KCTD16. The coding region runs from base 1262 to 2533 and encodes 423 amino acids. Gene Ontology annotation, molecular function: protein binding. NCBI's taxonomy places the organism in Eukaryota, Metazoa, Chordata, Actinopteri, Beloniformes, Adrianichthyidae. Gene Ontology annotation, biological process: protein homooligomerization; regulation of G protein-coupled receptor signaling pathway. The transcript is spliced from 2 exons. The record is from RefSeq and is a predicted model, not a curated record. Gene Ontology annotation, cellular component: presynaptic membrane; postsynaptic membrane.
GUAAAUCCUUUAAUUCAGCCUUGAAUAUCAAACAUCCUAAGCAGACUCCCGCCCCCCCUGCAGAGUUUCAGAGUUAGUGUGAUGUGCACCCAUAUGAUUCUGACUUUACUGCUUAAAAUCGCAAGCAUUACUCUGCAAUUUGCUUUUUAGUUUUUGGUGGAUUAAAAAAAACAGUUUCUAAAGAGGGAACUGAAAGAAUAACCCAGUUCACAUCAAAUCAACAACAGAGGGAUCCCCUUUCACAUCCUGCCCCUGCGCUCUGGAUCAAGUGACACCUAGAACAUUCACACAUGCAGAGACGAGCGCCUGCUUUAUUUUUGUUUCCUUGAUCGAUUUUUGAGUGCGAUACUGGACGGGAAAGGGCGACCAUGUAGAUCAUCGUCUGUGUUGCUGUGUUUUUUUGUCACAUCUUGAGCGCGACACUGACACCCAGCCCUUCCCCUGCGCCUCCGGGGAUCAGCGCGUCAGCUAAAAGCGUUAAACAUGAAUGCGCAAAGACCCUGAGAAGAAUCGGCGGGGAUUAAAAUCCGCAACGUUUGGGAUGUUCAGGCUGCAUUAGCCCCGAAUCCUUUAACGCCAGCUGCUCACAGCCCGUGGCCAGAGCAGGAAAUCAUGAUAAAGUGAACAGAUUGCGCCCGAAUCAGAGGAGUCUUUAUCCAGAUCCAGUGGAAAUGACAUUUUCCUUUAAGAUGAUGUAGGACAAACUUCACGGGUUGAUAUCUCUCCCUCCCUCUUUCUCUCUUCAUGGCACAGCUUGGAGCGCCGUUAUCUUCAACCUGCUGGUUGAGCUGUUUCCGCACUCAGCAGUUUGGAGAGAUCUGUGCGCGCUGGAGUCCCGCUUCUUCUUCCAUCCUCCUCACUGUGAAUGUUACGGCAUCACAGUCACUGGUUUUCAACUUGUACUUACUGGGAUCUAUAAACAAAAACUUUCCAAAGAAAGCAAUAUUUUUUUAAAAUCCAUUUGAAAGAAAAUGUCUUUAAAAUGUUCUCUUUUUUAAUGGAGGAGAGGUGCGUAACAUGAUGCUGGCCAUGACCAUCGAUUUCCAAAAGAUGAGCCGCGGGGAGGGACGUUUACGCAGCGGAUUAAAGGGAAUAUUAUAGACACACCUUGAUUAUUCUACUAUGAGACUGUGGAUGUGAUGACUGCAGCUUGGAUCAAGAGGAUCUGAGUGCUUGAGCACCGCGCAGCUGCGUAAAACAUGAACAUCUGGGACUUUUACGCUCGGUGAUCGGAUCUUUUUUGCGCACGAACUGAACAAAAAUGGCUUUGAGUGAAAACUGCAAAACGCAACCAGCUAAAGAGCAGGGCACGGUGCAAAACCCUCCAACGGACGUCAUUGAACUGAACGUGGGUGGCCAAGUGUACUACACUCGCCAUGCCACUUUGACAAGUGUUCCAAAUUCUCUACUUGGAAAGCUGUUCUCUAGCAAGAAAGGGUCUUUGAACGACUUAUCCCGGGACCUCAGGGGGCGAUAUUUCAUUGAUAGGGAUGGUUUCUUGUUUCGUUAUGUGUUGGAUUACCUCAGAGACAAACAAGUUGUUCUCCCGGACCACUUCCCGGAGAGAGGGAGGUUGAAACGGGAGGCAGAGCACUUCCAGCUGCCGGAAUUGGUCAAACUCUUGUCGGCGGAGGAGUCCAAACUCUUUCCGGACGACUUGUACUGCAGCGAUUUGGAAGAUGCGUCUCAGGGCAGCGAGAGGUUUUACUCCUCCUUUUCCUUUGACAGGAGGUACGGCUACAUCACGGUCACUUUCAUUGGAGCUUGCGCCGCGAGAACCAGGGAAGGUCACAGUGAAACUAAGAACAAAAAGUUGCCGAGAAUCUUCAUCAGCAGCAGGAUCGGUUUGGCCAAAGAGGUGUUUGGAGACGCCCUGAACGAGAACAAGGACGCAGACAGACCAGCGGACCGGUACACCUGCAGGUUUUAUCUGAAGUUCAAACACCUGGAGAGAGCUUUUGACAUGCUGUCAGAGUGUGGCUUUCACAUUGUGGCCUGCAAUACGUCCCUGACUUCGUCCAGCAUGGGCCAUUACGCGGACGACAGGGUUUGGUCCAAUUACGCACAGUACAUCUUUUACCGUGGGCCCUCUCGGUGGUCAUCGUCUCACUGCGACUGCUGCUGCAAGAGCCACAAAAGUGAGCGUGAAGGGGAGAGCGGCACCUCUUUGAACGACCUUUCCACCUCCUGCUCCGAGACCCAGUCCGAAGCCAGUUCCCCUCAGGGGACUGUGAUCCGCGGCCCCGUCAGCCGGCAGUCCAACAUCCAGACGCUGGACCGCUCCCUCCCUAAGGGUCCGGUCCACAUGCUGCAGCAGGCUGAGAUGCGCCGCAAGACGGAAAUGCUUCGGGUCAGAACCUUUGGGGUUCGGGAACGAGAGGCUGCAAAGAGGAAAGCGAACAAGGAAAAGAUGACUCCCGAGCAGGAGCUGGAGAAAUGCAUCCAGGACUUCCGGCGCAUUAGAAUUCCUGAUCACUUCCCGGAAAGGAAGUACAUGUGGCAAUCAGAGCUCCUAAGAAAAUACCGUCUCUAAAGAAACAAAACCCUCAACAGAUAGUAUUUACCAUAUAAGCAAUACACUGCAUUCCCUAGACACAUACUGUAAUGUAAAAAAAAAAUCAUCCAAGCAACACAGAGCAGUGUGAACCAUGGAUUCGUAAACUUUGCACAUUUGUUGUGUAUGAUCUGCACAGGUGUAAAUCAAACAGACAUUAAACCCACCUCUCUGCAUGCAGAGAGAGCUGAGAGGCAGCCAUAAUACAGGUUAGAGCAUCACUAACAACAAAGCAACCUCAGGGGAAACAUCAUUUCAGCUCACAUACUCCUCACCCACUGUAUGUGCAAUCGCCCACAGUUGUUUUUAGAAACGGAUGUACCCAGAUGGUGCAGUGAGUUAGCAAUGGAGUCCCACUGAAUUUCACUGAUAGCACACAUAUGUUACUACGCUCCAGUAAUGGCACUGCAUGUCAUUUCACCCUUAGCAUAAUCAUGCAAUAUCAAACAAAGUUUAAUUUCACUUUUUCGUCUGAUGGAAGGGAAAAAAUGUCGCCACGAGUAUUGAGGGAAACACUGCCUUGAUCUGUUUGCCACAUAUGAACAUUUGUCUAAACUUGUCAGUAUGUAUUGGUUAGAUAACUUUGUGUAGGUAGAAUUAUGAAAUACCAUUGAAUAUUGAUCUAAUUUUUGGUUGUGAAUGUGCAGAGGAAGUAAAUAAAUGGGUAAGAGUUGUA